UAGCAAAUCUAUGAACCUCCGAUGUUUUGAUAUCUCAUCUUUCGAGUUGUGACAAAAUAUUUGGAAACGCUAUUGGACAAACAUUUCUUCUCAGAGUGGUUGUUAAGAUUAGCACAUAUUGGUAAUGGAGGAUACGGAAGAAUUAUAUAUUGCUACGCUUGAAGGGCAAUUUGCCUCAUUCGCCAAGAUGCUCAACUGGUCCUGCUCUAGAGAUACCAUCACGCUGUACUGCUCCGACUACUGGAUGCGUCAGAGCGAUAUUAUAGACGAUAGACGUGUCACUAUGACUGACACGGGAAUCAUAUGGAAUACAUUCAGUAAAGCUGAAUUGAAUUGGGACGAAUGGCAUGAAUAUGUAUCAGAGUUGUGCGUUGCCAAGGAGUUGAAUAAACUAGAAGUGGAGGUGGAGUUAACUAACUGUGGUUUGCCUGGAGCGACUCGCGUGUACGUGCCGCAGUACAGGGACUUUUUUGAUACCUACAAAUCUAAAAAGGCACUUGUCAUAUGUGAAUCUCUUGAUUCUUGCGGAAAACCAAAAAAAAAGGUAAAUAAACCUGCUUAGUACCUAAUUGUUACGGGUGAUUUGUUUUUACAUUCA
Messenger RNA from Cydia strobilella, 598 nucleotides. RefSeq lists its product as uncharacterized. Gene Ontology annotation, biological process: microtubule polymerization. The record is from RefSeq and is a predicted model, not a curated record. NCBI's taxonomy places the organism in Eukaryota, Metazoa, Arthropoda, Insecta, Lepidoptera, Tortricidae. The transcript is spliced from 3 exons. Bases 125 to 562 code for a protein of 145 amino acids. Gene Ontology annotation, molecular function: tubulin binding.